Messenger RNA from Engraulis encrasicolus (European anchovy), 2106 nucleotides. It is a transcript of the gene cryl1, whose product is annotated as crystallin, lambda 1. Gene Ontology annotation, biological process: fatty acid metabolic process. Lineage: Eukaryota; Metazoa; Chordata; Actinopteri; Clupeiformes; Engraulidae. Gene Ontology annotation, molecular function: NAD+ binding; L-gulonate 3-dehydrogenase activity. The record is from RefSeq and is a predicted model, not a curated record.
UACAGCGACACCCCGCCCACCACCACUGCUCAUGUGAUUAGCAGGUAUCCUGAAGUUGAUGCUGGCUAUGCACUGUAUUUUCUCAUCUAGUCGUGUAUUGAUAAUAUAGCAGCAUAAAAUGAGCCAUUCAAAGGGAACCAAAACGAUCACGAUUGUGGGAAGUGGCCUGAUUGGUCGGUCAUGGGCCAUGGUGUUCAUCAGUGGAGGGUACAAGGUGAAGAUCUACGACAACCAGCCGGGGCAGGCAGCCAAGGCCAUCACAGAGAUCAGGAAGCAGCUGGGGGAGCUUGAGCAGGCCCAGAUGUUACGUGGCAAUGUGGGCGUGUCCGAUCAGCUGGCCCUGCUCAGUUCCCAUGACGACCUGCAGCAGGCCUUCUUCGUCCAGGAGUCUGUGUUUGAGGAGCUGGAGGCCAAGCAGGCUGUGUUCCAGGCGGUGGAGGCUCACGUUGGGGAGGACGUCAUACUCAGCAGCUCCACUUCCUGUCUGUUGCCUAGCAACGUCUUCUCCCGGGUCCAGAACCGAUCCCGCUGCAUCAUAUCCCACCCGGUGAACCCGCCCUACUACGUGCGUUUGGUGGAGCUGGUUCCGCACCCGGAGACGGUUGCCGCGGUGAUGGAGCUGGCAUAUGGGCUGAUGACAGAGGUGGGCCAGGCCCCCGUCAGGCUCCGCAAGGAGAUCGACGGCUUCGCCCUCAACCGGGUGCAGUACGCCAUCAUCGCAGAGUCCUGGAGACUGGUCAAGGAUGGAAUCAUCUCUGUGGAGGACAUAGACCUGGUGAUGACGGAGGGACUGGGCAUGCGCUACGCCUUCAUCGGCCCCAUAGAAACCAUGCACCUCAACGCACCGCAAGGCAUGGAGGACUACCUGGAGCGGUACCGGGUGGGCAUGAGGAGAGUGCUGUCAUCAUUCGGACCCACACCUGAGUUUGCAGGAGAGGCAGCAGCCCAGGUCACCAAGGAGAUCUCAGCCCUGAUUCCUGCUGACCAGGAGCACCUCUCCGCCAGGAGGGAGAGGCGAGACCGGCUGCUCAUGGCUCUGGCCAAGCUGAAGAAGUGAGCUCACCACGGCCGCUGGACCUCUGCUUGACCCUCCAUGGCAUGACAGGCCGCACAUAGGGAGGGCAGCGGAGGAGGCAAGGGGGUGUGAGGGAGUGGAGGAGAAAUGGGGGAUGUAAGGGAUUCAGGAUGGGAUGGGGUUUUAAGGCUGGCUCCAUGGCAGGGGUCGCACACAAUGAGGGCAGUGGAGGAGGAGGGGUGAGAGGGAGUGGUGUGGUAGGAUGGAGGGGGUUGGGGGGUGCAAGGCUGGCCUGGGAAGAGCACUUUUGGUCUCUGGACAGACGAGGAGGUUGGUGGAUGAUAGCAGCUGGGUUUGCAAAGGGGUUCCUGUGCGGACAGGAGGUGAAAGUGAAAGCCCAAUUGGGAAACUCCAACUCCCAUUGCCAUUGGGACACAGCACUCCACAGCACACAAGUGAACACUGCACACAACUAAAUUGAAUUUAUUCCACACCUGUGAAAGGGGGUAGCCCUCAAAGGCGCGCCCCAAGGCAGCAGUGCGGCAGGAUGGUACCAUGCUCAGGGUACCUCAGUCAUGGAGGAGGAUGGGGGAAAGCACUGGUUAAUUACUCCCCCCACCAACCUGGCGGGUCGGGAGUCGAACUGGCAACCUUUGGGCUACAAGUCUGACGCCCUAACCGCUUACUCAUGACUGCCCAUAGGUAGUGGAGAAGGAGAAGGAUGUGGGGUCCGAACAAAAUUCCACCUGAGCCCUCCACCACCUCCUUUUGACCUGUAGUCAGGCCAGUAUGCAAGGCCAGCCUCCUACCUCCGGCCUCCUCUCAGCCACAUCGACACUUACUUUACUGUGACUUCACUGUGGCUAGCCCUCAAGGGCUCUUUCCCCUGGAUAUCUUGACCACAAUGAAAUGAAAUCUGACUUUCAAUUGCUGUGUACGCGGACGGCCAAGCACUGGAAUAGAUUCAAUGGAAUUAAUGCAGUGAUUAGCCUAUACUCUUGUUAAGUUUUAAGUUGUUAAGUAUUAAUUUACAGUCUUUCUAAUAAAAAAAAUGUGUUUGAAUGAACUGAAAUAAACAAUCAUGGCAUUAU